AACAUGUCCAAAUCAAUACCGUUCACUGUCUCACUAUUGCACAAGUGUGUUAUAAGCCAACAGAGCAAAGAUGAGACCUCUGCUUUUAUUAGCCAUUUUAAUAUGUUUUCAUUGCGUUCUGAGAAAAGGUUUUUGCUCAUCAGAACAAGACAAAGUUCUGUCCAUCACAGCUGUGACACAGGAGCAAGUGAUCCUACUGCAGAACAUAUCCAGCCAUAAUGAGACGACUCUGUGGCAGCCUGCGUCUCCCAGUUACAUCACAGAGAACACACCUGUCCAUCUGUUCGUCCAGUCCAGCAGCGUGACCCGAGUCACUGAGCUGCUAAACACACACAGAUUCUCCUUCAGCGUUCUGCUGGAGAACACCCAGCAACUGAUCCAGGAACAGACCAGAAACAUCACCACAGAUCCCAAGAGCGGGGGAAUGACUUACGAACGAUAUCACUCUUUAGAGGACAUUUAUUAUUUGAUCAAUAAAACAAGCCAGGAGCAUCCGGACAUGACCAAACUCAUUCUGAUUGGCUCUUCAUUCGAGAAAAAUCCACUGUAUCUCUUAAAGCUGUCAGGAAGACGAGGCCCAGUGGAUAAAGCCAUGUGGAUGGAUUGUGGGAUUCAUGCCAGAGAGUGGAUCUCACCUGCUUUCUGCCUUUGGUUCAUCAAAUAUGCUGUUAUAUUUUACAAGGAAAACCCUGACAUCACUGCAAUGUUGGACAAGAUGGACAUCUACAUCUUACCUGUCAUGAAUCCAGACGGUUACAAGUACACCUGGACGACUAACCGCAUGUGGAGGAAGAACCGAUCAGUGAGGGAGGGCACUUCAUGUGUCGGAGUCGAUCUGAACAGGAACUUCGAUGCCAACUGGUGCACGGCGGGAGCAUCCAGCAAUCCCUGUUCUGAUAUUUACUGCGGGCAGUACCCGGAGUCCGAGCCGGAGGUGCAAGCUGUGACCAAGUUCUUACGCGCCCACAAGGACUCUAUCAAACUUUACUUCUCCAUGCAUUCCUACUCGCAGAUGCUGCUCUUUCCGUACUCCUACACCCAUGAUCAGAUCCCAAACCACUCUGAGCUGUUUGAUCUUGUCAAGGAGGCAGCCGUAAAGAUACGUAGGCAUUACAAAAAUGUAUACCACUUUGGUUCUGGAGCAAAAACAAUAUAUUUAGCUCCUGGGGGAUCAGAUGACUGGGCCUAUGAUCAAGGCAUUUUAUACUCGUUUACCUUUGAGCUGCAGGACCGUGGACGAUACGGCUUUCUCCUUCCUCCAAACCUGAUCUCUGUUGCCUGUAAUGAAGCCCUUGCAGCGGUCAAGAUCAUAUCGAUGCGUGUGCUAGAGAAACUUCAUGAAUGAAUCAAUGCUUCAGCCUUUAUCCUACAUAAACGAGGUUCUUAACAGUUAGGGUUCUCACUGUCCUCCACAGUUUUAUGCUAUUUCUGCUCUUAACACAUUCGGCUCAUGAUAUGGUGGACUGUGUGCGAUGGAGAAGAAACGGAAAAUGAUGUGAAUCAAAUUAAUUGAAUGAAAUGUUGGUGCUCUCACAGACCAUGUCAUCAUUGGCAAAACUUUAACCAGAAAAAAAUGUUCUUAGUAUUAGUAAGAUAGUAUUGAAAUGUAGUGACCCUUAUAUGUGUGAUACAUGUGAUAUGUUAUGAUGCUCAUCAUACAUAAUACACAGUUUCAGAUUUCCUAUUAAUCGCAAGUUCAUUUAUCAAAAAAGAAAAGAAUAAAGCAAAUUUAAAAAUG
Hemibagrus wyckioides is the source of this 1738-nucleotide messenger RNA. It is a transcript of the gene cpb2, whose product is annotated as carboxypeptidase B2 (plasma). Gene Ontology annotation, biological process: proteolysis; fibrinolysis. The record is from RefSeq and is a predicted model, not a curated record. The transcript is spliced from 11 exons. The coding region runs from base 71 to 1345 and encodes 424 amino acids. Lineage: Eukaryota; Metazoa; Chordata; Actinopteri; Siluriformes; Bagridae. Gene Ontology annotation, molecular function: zinc ion binding; metallocarboxypeptidase activity.